Aspergillus tanneri is the source of this 2733-nucleotide messenger RNA. It is a transcript of the gene PUF3, whose product is annotated as mRNA-binding protein PUF3. Bases 1 to 2733 code for a protein of 910 amino acids. The transcript is spliced from 6 exons. Gene Ontology annotation, molecular function: mRNA 3'-UTR binding. NCBI's taxonomy places the organism in Eukaryota, Fungi, Ascomycota, Eurotiomycetes, Eurotiales, Aspergillaceae. The record is from RefSeq and is a predicted model, not a curated record. Gene Ontology annotation, cellular component: cytoplasm. Gene Ontology annotation, biological process: nuclear-transcribed mRNA catabolic process, deadenylation-dependent decay.
AUGGCAGCAAACAAUACAGACGUGGUGCGAUCAAGCAGAGGAUUCAAUACGAAUAGUGAGCGAACUCGAGGGACUGCUACAAAUAUGGGCCAAUUCGGCGCUCAGUCGAGCUGGAACACUAAUAUUUGGGGAGAUAAUUUGGCAGACCAACAGAUCGCAGACACAGCUUUAGAAGGCAAGGCGGGUUCAAGUUCUUUGUUGUCGUCUUCGGAGUCGGAUGGUUGGAAUGGUCGCUCGAAUGCUUUCUGGGGCCACGUGAAAACGCCCUCUGCUGCUCUAUCUAGAGCACCCAACACCGGCAUGGCUACAUCACCGAUCCAGACCCGGGCCUCUGAGAGAAGUGCGGCUGCUCUUCCGGAGACGAGCGAUUCAUCCUAUUUCCCACUACCGCGAGCAUCUGGAAUCGGCACGACAGCGAAUCACACGUCAUUUCUACAUAGCGGACCAGAGAGCUUUCCAGUUGCAGGAGAGGGGCUUCCAGUUGGUCCUAUUGGCGGAUCCAGGGUUACUGAUGGCAGACGACAUGCUGGAACAACUACUUUCGGAGGCAGCCAUGUUGGCACAGGGUUUCCGAUGAGAUCUGGGCUCUCGAGCCCACUCGACAGUGCAAGGGCCGAUGACAUCGGGGUCACAAGUGCUAUGGCGAUGUCCUCAAUACCUCAAACCCUACCUGAUUCUGCCUCUCAAACGUUAAACCGCAACGCCUAUGCACAUUCAUCUCACAACUCUACGUCUUUUACGGCUCAGCGGCCUGCCCAUUCAUCGUACCCAUCUUUCCAUUCGGAAAGCCAAGGCUUUGAGGGACGAUACGGAAACAACCCAGUUGACAUCAACGCCGGCUUGAGCAAGCUUCAGGUGGCUGAAGGCGGCUUUGGGCCGCACUCGGGUUCAAAGCGGCCAACAUACUUGUCCCAUCCAUCGUUGGACAGCUCACUCCAACGUUUGAGAUAUCAAGGUCCUAGUGACGAGGGCAAUUAUCAGAACGUGACUACUUACACAAAUGACAGCGCACCUGAUUUGCCAGUAGGUUACCCGGCUACCAGAUCCCGGGUUGGUGACGGUCCGAUCUCCCCAACAGAGUACCCACGGAUGGAAAGUCCCUUUCAUCAAACUCUUGAUGGUGGGCAACUGUCUGGCCCCCACUUCCGGAACACCUCUGGCAGCCGUUUAUCAGACAACCAGGCCGUGGCAUUUGAUCGGCGCCUGCGGGGUAUAGCCACGGAGCAUGAUACCUCCCAACAAUCUUCUAACCCUCUACGACUGCCGCCGUUCCAGCCUGCCUACGAAGUUUCGCGUUAUCAAGCAGCGGGGUUAAAUAAUAUUCCCGGGUUUUACCCGGUCGCGCACCUUGGUGCUGCGGCCCUCGUUUCCAGGGGCCAUCGUGAUCACGACCCUUCGCAAACCGUUAGAAGCCAUGUAUUAGAGGAAUUCCGCGCCAAUAGCAAGGGUAACAAGCGGUACGAGCUUAAGGACAUAUAUAAUUAUAUUGUUGAGUUCAGCGGUGACCAGCAUGGGUCUCGGUUCAUUCAACAAAAGCUAGAAACUGCUAAUAGCGACGAAAAGGAACAAGUGUUCCGCGAAAUUCAGGGUGACAGCUUGCAAUUGAUGACAGACGUGUUUGGCAACUACGUUGUACAGAAGCUUUUCGAACAUGGCAAUCAGACACAGAAGAAAAUCCUGGCGAACCAGAUGAAAGGACAUAUCUUGACUUUAUCCCUUCAGAUGUAUGGAUGUCGGGUGGUACAAAAGGCGUUAGAGCAUAUUCUUACCGACCAGCAAGCAUCCAUGGUCAAGGAACUCGAGAACCAUGUGCUUCGGUGUGUCCGGGAUCAGAACGGCAACCAUGUGAUCCAGAAAGCCAUCGAACGAGUUCCAUCCGAACACGUACAGUUUAUUAUUAACUCCUUCAUCGGGCAAGUGGAAAAACUCGCGACCCAUCCCUACGGAUGCCGUGUUAUCCAGCGGAUGCUUGAACAUUGCAAGGAAGAGGAUCGGCAGGCGAUAUUGUCGGAACUGCACACCGCCACUAGUAGACUUAUUCCGGACCAAUUUGGGAACUACGUGAUUCAGCACGUCAUCGAGAAUGGCGAGGAGUCGGACCGUUCUCGAAUGAUCGCGAAAGUCAUGAAGGAAUUGAUAAUGUUCUCCAGGCACAAGUUUGCCAGCAAUGUUGUUGAGAAGAGUAUAGAUUUUGGAGAACGCUCCCAGCGUCGGCAAAUAAUUACGAUGUUGACGACUCCCGACGAAAAAGGUGAAGACCACUUGGCUGAGCUGAUUCGUGACCAGUAUGGCAACUAUGUGAUUCAAAAGAUAUUGGGUCAGCUGAAGGGAGCUGAGCGAGAGUCGCUUGUGGAAGAAAUUAAACCGGCACUCUGUCACAUGAAGAAAUAUAGCUAUGGCAAGCAGAUUGUAGCCAUCGAAAAAUUGGUCUACGACAGCAACAUUCCCUCAAGCGGCCCUCUCACUGCCCACACCUCCUCAUCCACGACCCCUCCUAAUUCUCACAAGUCGUCUCCUCAACCGUCUAAACGCUCUGUGAGUGCAGUUGAGAGUGCCCGAGCGCCUGUUGUUGGAGCGGCACCGCCCACGCCACCUCCGACAGACUCUCAAGCCAAUGCAGACGGUUCGGUCGAAACCAAGAGUGCUGAUAAAAGCACAGUGACUCCUCUGGCAGAGUCGGAGUCGGCUGAUGCAACGCCAACUGCGCCUGUCAAGAUUAAUGGCACUGCCUAG